Molecule: messenger RNA, 2892 nt
Organism: Mugil cephalus (flathead mullet)
Lineage: Eukaryota; Metazoa; Chordata; Actinopteri; Mugiliformes; Mugilidae
Gene: crema
Product: cAMP responsive element modulator a
Exons: 8
Coding region: 135-1106 (323 amino acids)
Biological process (GO): regulation of transcription by RNA polymerase II
Cellular component (GO): ATF4-CREB1 transcription factor complex; nucleus
Molecular function (GO): DNA-binding transcription factor activity, RNA polymerase II-specific; protein binding; RNA polymerase II cis-regulatory region sequence-specific DNA binding
Source: RefSeq, a predicted model, not a curated record
CUUGGACGUUAAACCGAGCCGUCGGUCGACAUUUUCGGCACAGCAUCAUCAGCGCUGACGUGGGAGCUACGUGAGCGGAGGCACAGGCCGUCCACUGUAAUUAGUGACGAGUCAGACGACGUAAAACUUCGGUAAUGACUAUGGAUGCUUCAGUGCCAUCUCAGCUGGAGAGCAGUUUAAACAGCUCAGUGACAGAUGGAGAAGAGAACUACGGUGACGCCAGUGCAUCUGAUGCAGAUCCUACUCAGGUUUCGGUGGCCGUAGAGUCCUCUGACGUGAUCGUCGCCCAGCUGUCUGAUGGUGAGACGGUGCAGGUCCCAGGUGUCAUCCAGGCCCCCCAGACAUCCGUUAUACAGUCACCGCAAGUCCAGACUGUCCAGGUGGCUACCGUAGCACAGAUGGAGGAUGAUGAUUCGCCUACAGACGUACAGAAGAGACGGGAGAUUCUCACCAGGCGUCCGUCCUAUCGAAAAAUUCUUAAUGAGCUUUCUUCGGAUUCGCCGGCAGUUCCGAAAAUCGACGAAGAGCAGGCGGAGGAUGAGGAGCCGGACUCCAGCGACCCCCCAGUGUCGGCGCCAUCCUCCAUCUACCAGACCAGCUCAGGACAAUAUAUUGCAAUCUCCCAGGGCAGAGCCAUCCAGCUGAGGAGCCCGGGAGUCGAAGCCAUUCAGGGGGCCCAGACCCUGGCAAUGACCGGCUCUCCCGCCCCGCAGCCUGGUGCCGCCAUCCUACAGUGUGCAGCCCAGCCCGGAGACGCCCCACAGCAGUUCUACAUCCAGGGAGGACAGGUGCUCAUCCAAGCCGCCACAGGAGACAUGCCCGCCUACCAGCUGCGUUCGCCCAACUCGGGCCUGGCCCAGAGCAUCGUGAUGGCCGCCUCCCCGGGCAGCAUGCAGAGCCCGUCGUCGCAGCACGCCGAGGAGAUCACCCGCAAGAGGGAGGUCCGGCUGAUGAAAAACAGGGAAGCAGCCCGCGAGUGCCGCAGGAAAAAGAAAGAGUACGUGAAGUGUCUGGAAAACCGCGUGAACGUGCUGGAAAACCAAAACAAGACCCUGAUUGAAGAGCUCAAAGCACUGAAGGACAUUUACUGCCACAAAGCCGAGUAGCGGCGGCGGCCGCCCGCGGUCCAGUCACUGAAAAAAAAAAAAAAACCAACGAGGCUGAAGACAGUUCACAAGCUGCUGCAGCAAAGCUUCAAAAAGAAAAAAAAAAAAAAAUAACUGACUCCGGAACAAAAACCGCUUCGACCGUCUUUUGUUUCUCUGCUCACUCAGGCCUGAUUCACGCCAAAAUUCAGGAGUGUCGCGGGGGGGGGGAAUUCGAGUAGCUCGAGCUUGCCAGUUUUGCUCUCGUUCUUAUCUUGUGCUCUUUUGCAUGUGAAGACUCAAGUGUUGUUUCGCGCUGUGCUUGCUGUCGCCGCCGUGCACGGGCGAGGCCGGGCCAAUGAGAGCCGGCCGGAAGGACAGGAAGAGGAAAUACAGGUGCUUCCUGAAAAAAAAUGUGCCGCUCAACCGCAGCGAUUACAGAGGGGGGGAGAGAGAAGAAAGAAGAAGUACGUCACCCUCGCAGGGGUUUGCCAGGUCUCAAAUUUCCCUGAGGUCGGACGAGGUGCACACACACACACACACAAAAAAAAAAAAAAAAAAAGCUACGCAGAUCCACCACCAGCGGCAACGGGGCAACUCAAACUGCACCUGAUCGUGUAACUCGUGUAAUUUUGCGCUUCUGAUUUUUGAUCGUUGCAUUCCUUCACGUGAAAUGUCCUUUUUGUCAGUAAAGUGAUUUCUCUUUUUUUUUUUUUCCUUUUUCAGUUUCUUGGAAAAUAUUGAUUUGGUCAAAAAGAUUUUAUAUAUAUUUAAAAAAAAAACAGAAGAAAAAAAAAAAAAAAAAAAAAAAACACAAUUAUCUAUUUUUCGGUCACUCAUGCACAGAACGUCAAAGUACAUUUCAAGCCGUCGUAGAUUGGCCUCGUCUGAGUUUGGGAAAGUCCGAACGAAGCUUUAUUUUUUCAAGUGGGAAGAACUUUGCAUUUGUAACGAAUGAAAACGGCUCUUCAGUCAAAGCACAGAAUGCACCAAACAGUGUGGAUAUUAUUAGAAAUUAUAUUCUAUUACAAAUAUUUGAACAAUUUAAUAUAUAAAUAAAUAAAUAUAUAUAUUAAUAUUCUAAGAAGAAAUUCUUACGUCUGAAAUGGUUGUUUAAUGUGUGGGGGGAAAAAAUUGGAGACAAAUCUUGAAGAAUAAAUGUUUUGCUUUACCGACAUCCACUUUGGAGUGAAACUGUUUUUGAUUGCGGCUUAAUAUUAAAACGCUCUGUUUAAAGGGUGAUGCCAAUUUUUUUUGUUUUUUUUUUGUAAAGAUGUUUUUAUUUUUAAAUACAUCCUCUUGUGUUAAUGUUUGGAGACUGCCUGCUUUCCGUGCUUCUGUUGAUGUUAGUUGUUCCCUGGAUUAUAUUUUAUUCUUGUUGUUAUUAUUAUUAUUUUUUUUUUCUGUGUGUAGAUAUUAAAGAGCGCUCCUCGGAGUAACGGACGUCUGCUGCGCGUCUGUUGCCAAAGCUCUUUUAAGUCGCAGUUCGGUUUUAUCAAUGAAAACAGUGUGAGUCACCCAGUGGCGGUCUCGAUAUUCACCAGCCAAGCUGUCGUGGCUUGUACUCGGACGAGUGCCCGUUCUGUUCUCUUCUCUUCUAUCAAAGCGCGACUGGUGAUAAAAUUCAGAUUUAUUUUUUUCUUGGUAUCGACUGAGCUGAAUUUUCCUGCACUUACUACUUACUUACUUGCUGUUUUAAAUGGCUCCAUCUUUUACCAGGUGUUCUCCUCUCAGUGUAUUACCUUGUUUGAACUGUAAAACUAUUUUUUUUUUUGUUUUUGUUUCUCCAAUAAAAUAUUUGAAUCUG